GGACUUGUGUUGAGAGCGCUUACCAGACCUGGGAGCAGAUGCACCUGUUCUCUCUCUCUCUCUCUUUCAUUCACAGUCAGUCAGUGAACAUCUCCACACGUCCGUCUCUCACAUCAAGCUCCUGUGUUUAUAUUUUGAAAGAACUCCAGCUUCAGUCUUACUACUGGAUUACCUUUUUAAAAAAAUGACAUACCACAGCAGCAAGCCACUGGGAAGGUAGAGCAGCAACUGGUUUAAUAAGCAGAAUUCAAAGAAAUCUGCAGCAUCCGAAUGAGCCACUGUGAUAUUAGCCUCUCGCUCAGACCACAGCAUUAUGGAGGACUCGACAGAGGUGCGGACGGAUGGAAAUUCAUUGCUUAAAGCCGUUUAUCUUUGUCGUCUGAGGUUGACACGCUUGCUUUUGGAAGGGGGAGCUUACAUUAAUGAAAGCAACGAGAGGGGAGAAACCCCACUGAUGGUGGCUUGCAAGAGUCACCAUGCUGAUGCUCAGAGCGUGCCGAAACACAAGAUCAUCAGGUAUCUUCUUGAAAAUAGUGCAGACCCUAACAUUCAAGACAAGUCUGGAAAGACCGCCCUAAUGCAUGCCUGCAUAGAACGGGCAGGGCAAGAAGUGCUGUCCCUUCUGCUGUCCAGUGGAGCAGACCCUAGUUUGGAGGAUCACAAUGGGUCUUCUGCUCUGGUCUAUGCAGUUAACGCAGGAGACAAGGAUGCACUUAGAGUACUCCUGGAUGCUUGUAGAGCCAAGGGAAAAGAAGUCAUCAUUAUUACAACAGAUAAACUACCAUCGGGAAGACAAAUGACCAAACAGUACCUGAAUGUACCACCUCCUCCGAAUCUUGAAGACCGGUUACACUGUAGCCCUGCGUCAUGUAUGUCCCCCACUGAAAUUAAAUUCUGUACCCCUCAUGUUUCUCCCCACACCAACAAACAGGCUGAAAGCCCCCCUUUGACAAAAAGGGAGAACCAAAGCCUGGGCUCCGUUUCAACGGUUGGCAUAUCCAAGCCAGGAUCACCAAUUCAAGAUUCAAGCCCAGCCAGUGUGGCGAAGCUGUUGCAUCUACAAAGGCUCCAUUCAGAGCCCUGGUUGAAGAUCCCUCCAUCUGUGCUGUUACAGCAAAGCAAGUCCUCAUCCUUUACAGAGGAGCUGCUAGAUAUCACAGCUGAAGAGGAACUCUCCUUUGCGUACAACGGUUGUCCACCGCCGCUGCGAGCAACGGUAGCUCGGCAUCAGAGCAUCGAUGCGAAAGACUCCGCUGGUCUGCUUAGAGCUUUAGAGAAAGCAGCUGAGAGCGAACGAGAACUAACAAAAGACCAGAAAUGGCUAAGUAGGAAAAUGUCUUAUGAUGGUGAAUUACUACCACACUCCUCACAUCACAACCUCAAACAGGCGUCAGUUUCAGACACCACCCCUUUGGACAGACACUCCGAUUGUCUCCCCAAUUUGGCAGUUUCGAGUUUGCGAAAUGUGUUUCGUCGCCGCAACAUCGGAAUGGACCACUACAGUUCCGACUCUCAGUUGCCGCAAUUCGGGAGCCAACCCUCUGAAGACCUCGGGAAGUCCGGAGGAGGAACCGGGGGAACAGAGAAACGCAAGCUUGUCACCAGCCGUUCCUCCACUCUGUCUGGAUCCAGAGAGUCUCUGGAGAGUCUGGUCCAGAGGAGAAACCCUGCCAUGUUGGAACGGAGAGGAUCUGGAGCCCUACUCCUGGACCAUAUCUCACAAACCCGACCUGGUUAUCUGCCACCUCUCAAUCCACAUGCUCCCAUACCAGAUAUCAAAGCUAAUACCAAUACUGGCUCCAACAGUGGAAGUAAGGCUGUGGCUGGAACCACACCCGUUGUUCCAGGAUCUAGACAUUUUGUGCCCUGUGCCCCAAGCCAUCCCAGAGAUCACAAGAACAAGAAGACUCUUCUUAGACGACACUCCAUGCAAACUGAGCAAAUUAAGCAGCUGGUUAAUUUUGAAGAGAUCUUUGGUCAGUAAACACACAUAUGGCAUAAAUGUAAACUUUGAAUGCACUGUAAUUCACUUUGGAUUAAAGCGUCUACCAAAAAAAUAUAAGGAAAAUUUCCUAAAUUUGAUCAUACAAUUAUUCCGCAAAAGCACGCAUGUGUGAUUCAUAAAACGAAUGAACGCAUAGAAAGUGUGCAUAUAUGCCUUACUUUCAGACGCAAAAUCUAUAAAUCGCAAAUGAGCUUGAAAUUGUGCGCAUCUAAACAAUUGCAGAUUUCCAUGCCUAAUUAAUGUCAUUGACAUAUGAAAGAGCACCUCUCAAUGUUUAAAUCCUUUUCGAGCAGCAAGAAUAGCUUAUAUUUCCAAAAACCUGCAGCAAUCGGACAAGCAAAAGUGCGUACGUCUGCUCAGACCCUGACGUUGCGCUAAGCACUUUAUAACACGUCAAAGAGUUUUUAUAAAUAUGGACUUUACGAUCAAAUCUGCUUUAUAAAUGAGGUCCGUGGUUUGUUUUGUGAAUCAAAUAUCUGAACAGGAUACAUUUUAGAUUUAAAUAUGAAUAAUAACAUUUUAACCACUUCUGUAAAUUCACUUUUCAAACAGGCCAAUGGGAUUUUAUGGUAAAUUUCUCUGUUACAAAAUUGAUUGCACUUUACUGCUGU
Messenger RNA from Paramisgurnus dabryanus, 2616 nucleotides. It is a transcript of the gene ankrd34bb, whose product is annotated as ankyrin repeat domain 34Bb. NCBI's taxonomy places the organism in Eukaryota, Metazoa, Chordata, Actinopteri, Cypriniformes, Cobitidae. Gene Ontology annotation, molecular function: protein binding. The record is from RefSeq and is a predicted model, not a curated record.